ACAGACAUCUUUGCCCGUCUUUGUAGGCGCUUUGGGAGAGUUGAUGUUGAUAGAGAAGAGUCUAGAGUGAAGCAAACGAAACCUAAAGAGGCCUGCAGACAGACGUCAUCCCCUGAAAAUGUCCAAAACAAGGUGCAGGCAAAUGAGGAAGAGGAGAGGCUGAAUAGAGAACUGGAGCUAACUACCAAGGAGAGAAAUGAGCUGACAGAUCGCCUCCUUUAUGUGACAGGUGGAUCCAUGAGCAAGAGCCCGUACUUCAGGCCAAAUCCAUUUUAUGAAAACUUGAAGAUAAAGGAGAAACAGGUCAUGUCAUUACUGCACAACUUAGACACAAAGAACAUUGAACAUCGUGAGAAAUUUCAGGAGCUCAAGAAGGAGAUUAACUUCUAUCGCAACCUGCACAGCCGGCUCCUGAUGGACCAGGCAUGUAUGAAGAAGAAGUUGGUCACAUUGAAGCAGGAGUGCAAGGAGUUACAGCGAUAUUUGUUUGAGUUGAACCCGAAUGAUGAAGACGAACAGGAGAAGACCAGCAACCUCCAGACCCAGCAAAAUGUGGUCUCAGGAACUGCAGGAGACAUGGAAUAGGACGGAUCCCAGGAAGACAGCCCCCUGAAGAAUGAGUUUCUCUCUCAGGAGUUCCCUGUGACGACAAUCCUCACAGUCAAAGACUUUUUGUGGGUGAAUAUUCUUCUUCUCAGAUAAUUUCCUCAAUGUAUAGAGACCCUACAUUUAUGUAUCCGUAUGCCAGCCUGUCUGGUUGAGGUCUUUCUCCUCUCUCAUACCGACAACACCAUUUGAGAGACAACUGAGGGGACUGCCUUGACAUCUCACGUCCUAGAGGAGAAACAGCACUACAACUGUGUUUCUAAAUGUUCAUUAAGAAAAUGCUGUUAAGAAAUGUUUUUGGUUAUGAUUUUCAUUGAAGUUUUCUUUUUGUUAUUUCAUAGUUAUAUAUUCUUGUUACUGUUUUUCAUUUUAUACCAUUUUAGGUAUUCAUUUUAUUCCUGUUUUUUGUAAAUUGUACUCCUUAUGAAUAAAAAUUGAUUUGAAA
This is a messenger RNA of Rattus norvegicus (Norway rat), 1051 nucleotides long. Its product is annotated as disks large homolog 5-like. NCBI's taxonomy places the organism in Eukaryota, Metazoa, Chordata, Mammalia, Rodentia, Muridae. The record is from RefSeq and is a predicted model, not a curated record.